Dictyostelium discoideum AX4 is the source of this 858-nucleotide messenger RNA. RefSeq lists its product as hypothetical. The coding region runs from base 1 to 858 and encodes 285 amino acids. The transcript is spliced from 2 exons. NCBI's taxonomy places the organism in Eukaryota, Evosea, Eumycetozoa, Dictyosteliales, Dictyosteliaceae. The record is from RefSeq and is a predicted model, not a curated record.
AUGCAUAGAGCAAUUAUUUUUGAUGCAACAGGAACUUUAUUUAAAGUUAGAGGUACAAUUUCUGGAAAUUAUAAUAAAGUUUUAAAUCAACAUGGAAUUAAAUUAAAACAGGAUAUUGAUAAUAAUUUUUUAAAACAAUUUUCAAAAUUAUCAAAUGAAUAUCCAUCAUUUGGAUAUUCAAUGGAUGUAAAUAAUGAUGGAAAAUAUAAGAGUUUAACAGCAAAUGGUGAAAAAAAUGCAUUUUUAUGGUGGAAUAAAUUAAUUAAGAAUUUUUUAUCAACAUCAUCAAAUUUGACAAAUGAACAAAUUGAACAAAUUCCAUUAUCAACCUAUAAGGAAUUAUAUAAUAAAUUUGGUAUGGAUAGUGGUGAUACUACUUCAAAUAAUAAAAUUGGACACCAUAAUUUUUGGGAAAUUUAUCCAGAAGUGAAACCAACAUUAAAUAAAAUUAAAGAAGAUAAUGGAUGUUAUUUAGGUGUAAUUUCAAAUUUUGAUGAAAGAUUAACACCAAUUUUAAAACAAUUAGAUAUUGAAAACUAUUUUCAAAAUAAUGUUACAACAAGUAUUGAUUGUGGUUAUCAAAAACCUCAUGAAAAGAUUUUUCAACAUUCCUAUGAUAAAUUAUUAACAAUUGAUCCAUCCUUAAAGAAAGAAGAAGUAAUUUAUGUUGGUGAUAAUAUUAAAAAAGAUGUUAUUGGAAGUAAUGAUUUUGGUUUCACUCCUUGUUUAAUCAAUAGAAAUAACCUUACAAAUGAUGAUAUCUUUUUAAAUUUUAAAGAGAAUUCUUUAUUAGUACCUCAAAAAUUAAUAAUUAUUAAAUCUUUAUUUGAAACUUUAUCAUAUGUAAAAAAAAAUUAA